UAUAUUUCUUUCUGUCCUUUAAACCAUCCCUCACCUUCCUUUGCCCACUGGUGUCCACCUUUUCCUUCCUUGUUCUCUCUUCCUCUUCUUCUUUCCCUCCCUCUCUCCUCCUCUUCCUGAGGAGAAAAGAUUAAAUUUAUUAAUUUAAUCUCUUUCUAAUUUCAAUCCUGAGACACCCAGAAUCAGUUUCUUUCUCACAAUUUGUUUGCUUCGCUUCAUUCAUUCACAUCAUCAUUAUGAAUAUUAUUAUCAGCAUUCAAUCCUGAGGCACAAACAAUCAGUUUCCUUCUCAUUUUCUCUUUUCUUUUCUGUUCGGCUCAAUUGAAUUAUACAUUAUUUUCGUAUCAACAUUUUCCAGAUAUAUAUCUUCAAUCUUGAGACAACGCCCACUUGUCUCUCUCUCUCUCCAACAAUUUCUUGUUCAAAGACUGAAUUUGUUUAUUAUUGGAUAUAAGCAUCAACAAUAUUAGAAGGAAGAAGAAGGAGAAGAAUAGUGCAUUGUUUGGAGGAGAAGUUGCUUCUCCUUGUAUCACCUCAACCUCUCUAAGAAGGCAAACUAACCACCUCUUCACAUUUGGGUGGUGUUUCUUCGUCGGCUUAAUUGCAGUGACAAAAACUCGUAAAGAGGCCGUUGGAUUGGCCUUAAUUGUAGCUUCUACCAUGACAAUCAAAAUGAAAGGUCUCACCAAAGGAUUGAAGUACAUCUCCAGACUCUUUGUUGUUAAGGAUCGUGAGAUGGAAAUUGGGCAACCAACAGAUGUUAAGCACGUGGCGCACAUCGGCUUUGAUGGCCCCACUGGUAGUGCACCCACGUGGAUGAACGAAUUCAAGACACCCCCGGACUUUGCAACCACAUCAAUUAGAGGGUCUUCUGCUCACUCCACACGGUCAUCUCUAGAGUCUGAAUCGAACACGAAAGACAUAGAAACCCCCAAACACACAAAGAAACAUAAGAGGAAGAAGACCAAAUCAACUUCCUCCGAGUCUAGCCCUUCCUCAUCAAGAUCCUCACGAGCAGCAAGAUCGAAAGCUAAAUUCGUUGAGAGCACCAAAGGACGACGUACAGGGUUAGAAGCGGCGUGAGAUUAUAAACUUAAUGUGGAGGAACACAAACUAAAGAAAUUUGCAAUCUUGUGUAUGAAAGAACACGAUCAUCUCCUUUUCUUGUACUUGGCUUGUUCAAUGAGGUACGACAAGAUUGCAUAGGUUGGGACAUGAAAAUGUGUAAAUUUUGAAGAGGAAAACAUUGAAUGUUUGACAGAUCUCUGGCACGGAGGGACAAGAGAGGUGAGACAUAGGAGGAUGUAAAAAAUGUUCAUGAAUGACAAUGAGAAGGGAAACUGCAAAUUUAUUUAUUUAGUUUUCCUUUCUUGCACACAUUCAAGGAAUAAA
Molecule: messenger RNA, 1392 nt
Organism: Cornus florida
Lineage: Eukaryota; Viridiplantae; Streptophyta; Magnoliopsida; Cornales; Cornaceae
Product: CRIB domain-containing protein RIC10-like
Exons: 5
Coding region: 661-1083 (140 amino acids)
Source: RefSeq, a predicted model, not a curated record